GGCUGACGUGUCGGCGAAAUGACGGAAAAGUGGGAAAACAAUGAGGAGAUCAAGAUCUUCCGGGAGUACCUGAGGAUCCCCAGCGUGCAUCCCAAUCCCAACUACGAGCCUUGCGUGGAGUUCCUGCGCCGCCAGGCGACGGAUCUCGGCAUGGAUUUCAGCGUUUUCCAUCCAGUGAACGACAAGAAUCCCGUCGUUGUGCUGACGCUGAAGGGCAGCGAUCCGUCGCUGCCGGCCGUGAUGCUGAACAGCCACAUGGACGUGGUUCCGGUGUUCCCGGAGAAGUGGUCGCAUCCGCCCUUCUCGGCGCAUCUCGCCGCCGACGGGAAGAUCUUCGCGCGCGGCUCGCAAGACAUGAAAUGCGUCGGAAUGCAAUUCCUGGCCGCGUUGCGCGCCUUCAAGAAGGACGGCGUGAAGCUGAAGCGCACGAUUCACGCCACUUUCGUGCCAGACGAGGAAGUUGGAGGAAAGCUGGGAAUGGCGAAGUUCGUUCACACCGAAGAUUUCCGGGCGCUGAAAGUGGGAUUCUCGCUGGACGAGGGAAUUGCCAGUCCAACUGAUCUUUAUCCAGUGUUUUAUGGCGAACGAUCCAUUUGGCAUGUUUACUUCAAGUGCUCAGGUACUCCUGGCCACGGAUCGCUGCUGCACAAGAACACAGCUGGAGAGAAAGUGCGCUACCUGGUGGAUAAACUCAUGGAUUUGCGUCAGCACGAAGUGAAGCGCAUGGAGAACAAUCCUGAGCUCUUGAUCGGCGACGUGACGACAGUGAAUUUGACCAAGAUUUCCGGCGGAGUUCAAUCGAAUGUUGUUCCUCCGCUCCUGACCAUCGGAUUUGACAUUCGUCUGGCGACAGAUGUGAACCACGACGACUUCCUGGAGCAGUUGAAGCACUGGUGUGAGGAAGCCGGAGGCGGAAUUGAGAUAACUUUCGAGCAGAAGGAACCGCCGGUGCCGAAGACAGAUCUUGACGAUGCCAACAUCUUCUGGGUGGCUUUCAAGAGUGCCAUCGAUGAGAUGAAGCUCAGCAUCCGCACGCAAAUCUUCCCCGGAGGAACUGACAGUCGUUAUGUGCGUGAAAUUGGCAUUCCAGCGAUCGGAUUCUCGCCCAUGAACAACACGCCAGUUCUUCUGCACGAUCACGACGAGUUUCUGCACGCGGACGUUUAUCUGCGCGGCAUCGAGAUCUUCCGGAAGAUCAUCGGCAAAGUGGCCAACUGCUGAACUUACGCGA
Phlebotomus argentipes is the source of this 1231-nucleotide messenger RNA. Its product is annotated as aminoacylase-1-like. Gene Ontology annotation, biological process: amino acid metabolic process. NCBI's taxonomy places the organism in Eukaryota, Metazoa, Arthropoda, Insecta, Diptera, Psychodidae. Gene Ontology annotation, cellular component: cytoplasm. Gene Ontology annotation, molecular function: aminoacylase activity. The transcript has 2 exons. The record is from RefSeq and is a predicted model, not a curated record. Bases 19 to 1221 code for a protein of 400 amino acids.